CCAUGCGAGGAUGAUCACGCAGCUGCUGGAAAAGAAGGAACACAUUUUACUGCCCUCACGGAAAGCCACACUGCGGAAAAAGAAACGUUUACGUGUCUUUGUGCCUUUUCAAGACCAAUCUGACCUGAGAAGCACACGCACGUCUUAAAUGAAUAACACGACGCUCAUGUUUGUAUUACUGUCAGCUAUUGUGUUGACGCAAACACUGGACGCAUAUCUAAUGGAAACAACGGACGACGAAAGGGAUUAUGACGACCUGCCACUGUUUUUAACACCACUCAUCCAAGAAAAUCGGCUAGAAGAAGCUCGAAUGGAGAGUCGUGUGGGCAGGCUCACCGAGUCAUUCGGAGUGACACAUGCCUACUCGGGGUACAUAACUGUGGAUCAGCUGAAAGGAAGCAAUCUUUUCUUCUUCUUGGUGAAGUCAAAGAACGCAAAGCCAAACAGCCCAUUAAUACUGUGGCUGCAGGGUGGACCAGGACAGUCUUCACUUUUGACCGCGCUUCUGGAGAACGGCCCGAUAGGCGUCGAUAAACACGGAGCGCUAUACAAACGUGCCGUAAAUCUGCAAGAUGACUACGAUGUUCUCUACUUGGAUGAACCUGUUGGAGCAGGAUACAGUUUCACAAUGAAUCUGACCCACGGUUUCCCUAGGAGCCUCGAAGACAUGGCAGUUGCAAUGGAAGAUUUCUUGCGUCAAUUCCUGUGUUUGUUCGCUGAAUAUAACGAAAGAGACUUCUACGUGUCUGGAGAAUCUUACGGUGUAAGACCUGCUGCAGCUCUCGCAGUGCGCAUUCACCGCUUGGCACAGGAAGGGAACCCAUUGAGCCUCAACCUCAACGGAGUCAUGCUCGGUGUCGGUUUCUUCCGAGAAAUACAACAGCAGAAAGAUGUUUCGGAGUAUUAUCUUCAACUUGGACUCAUCGACCUACGGGAUUACGUUGAGCUCAAACGACGUAUUCAAGAGCUAAACCGGCGGAUGCAAAAUAAUACGAUGUCACCGUCAACAGCGGUUCUUUACUUCGACACAUUUCGAUCGACGAGCGAUUUCGCGAAUCCCUCGUUCUUCAACAAAAUCACGUCUUUCACUUACGAUUCAAACGCCCUUCAAGCAACGCCACCGCCAGAAUUCGCCCAAUUCAACAGCCUUAUGAACAGUGACUGGUUCAAGAAGUCGGUUCACGUCGGGACCGCUGCAGGAUUUCGCCAGAGUGACGUGCUCAUCUUGCAGAACUUGGCGUCGGACCUUUUCCGGAAUAUUUCCAAUGAGCUCGAGUUCCUUUUGAGGAUACGCUGCAGGGUUGUAGUGUACGCUGGACAGGUUGACAUGACAUUUCCGAUUGUGAAGACUCAAGAGUUUUUGCUGAAGCUGCGAUGGCCGGAAGCUGAGAAGUUUCACAGCGCUGCACGGCAGCCGUGGUGGGGCGACGCUGUAGACGAGGAUUUUGCGGGAUACGUUACUGACGGCGGGCAUUUACGUUUUGUCACGUUAAGAUUUACUGGACACUAUCCGUUCUUCGACCAGCCCAGGGAUGCUCACGAGAUAAUACGUGCAUUUGUAGAAAACCGGUCGCUGUUGACCAAAGUCAUAGACGCUAACACAGGCAGGUAUACUUUACCACACCAAAGUACUGGUGUCAAAGUUUCAGACUUUCGUUCCAGAAACUCGCGCUAUAGAAGCGGUUUUGAGCAUCAAUCGCCCAGUUCCAGUGGAUUUGAUUUGUAGAGACUUGGCCCCAAAGUCGCGCGCAUCUUGGGACGAAUGCCUUAUUUUGAGUUUUACAGUUCACAAUUUGCCAACAAUAAAAUGCGAGGUAAUAAAAGAGAACGGCACAGA
Molecule: messenger RNA, 1837 nt
Organism: Ornithodoros turicata
Lineage: Eukaryota; Metazoa; Arthropoda; Arachnida; Ixodida; Argasidae
Product: venom serine carboxypeptidase-like
Exons: 4
Coding region: 149-1726 (525 amino acids)
Biological process (GO): proteolysis
Molecular function (GO): serine-type carboxypeptidase activity
Source: RefSeq, a predicted model, not a curated record